AUGCAUGAAUCAACAGGUCGAACAAUCAAUUCAUCAUCAUUAUUAAUAUCAAAUGCAAAUCGUUCAUUGAACGUUAAUCCACCGAAAUUAACUCGGUCAUUGCCUCAAGAUAAUGCUACGAAAAAACUGAAAGUUAAUCAUGGAAAUGGUGUUAAACCUACGAUCGAUGGAAAUUCUACUGUUCGAAGUUCGAAAUCUGAUACAUCAUUAAGAUGUCCUUUGCGGCAAACAUUACCGAUAUUUAAGCAACCUGUCACCCACUAUCCAACAGAUCGUGAUGAAGUCAAGGCUCAAAUUAAUAAUGCAACAAAGUCGAAUGCUAACGGAAAGCCAAGCGAGAAAACAAAGCCGAGACAGCUUUUCUGGGAGAAACGUUUUCAAAAUAUUAGACCGAGCGAUAUUGAUGAAAAACCUUUCGAACAAAUUAAAUUACCAGAACCAAUAAAAAGUGUUGGUUUGAACAUGUCACCUGAAACUGUUCUGAUCAGUCUCGCAACAUCACUUCAUCUUUAUAGCAAUUCACGUGCAUUAUUUGGUCAAAAUAAACAAUUUCAAAAAAAUCCAACAAUUUAUAUUCAACGCGAUCAACCAUUAAUUAAUUAUAUUAACAUUACGGACGAACAUAUUCGUGCUCAAGAGGAAAAAGUCAAUGAAUUACGUAAACGUAUUCAACAAACGAUGUAUAGUACUGAAGCUUAG
Rotaria socialis is the source of this 699-nucleotide messenger RNA. NCBI's taxonomy places the organism in Eukaryota, Metazoa, Rotifera, Eurotatoria, Philodinida, Philodinidae. The record is from the annotation of a GenBank genome assembly.